Messenger RNA from Nicotiana attenuata, 1147 nucleotides. Its product is annotated as thiosulfate sulfurtransferase 16, chloroplastic-like. The record is from RefSeq and is a predicted model, not a curated record. Bases 181 to 792 code for a protein of 203 amino acids. The transcript has 7 exons. Lineage: Eukaryota; Viridiplantae; Streptophyta; Magnoliopsida; Solanales; Solanaceae.
UAACACCCAUGUGGCCAUGUUGCUUACACUAGUCUUACUCCAUGCCUUGGUUUCUUCCUUAAAUAUCCUUCUCCAUUUCAAUUCUCACCAUUAACUCAAUUCAAGAAAGAAAGAGCUGAUCAUCUUUUCAAAAUCUCACACAUUCUAUUGAAUUUCAAUCACAAAUUAGAAUUUGCAAUCAUGAGAAUUCUUUCCCUUCCCUCUACCUCAUUUUCACUUGUUGACUGCCAUGUUCCCAAGAAUUUGACAUAUGGGAAUGUAUCAUCAGUGACGUUGAUUCCAAUGGCGAGGUCUCAAUUUCAGCCUCAAAAGAGACGUAACUUUGGCAAUAGCAAUAGAACUCCAGGCUUUAGUUGGAUGGCAACAGUGGGAGAGAAAGUGCAGGUCUCAACUGUUCCUACUUCAGUUCCAGUUCGUGUGGCACUUGAAUUACUUCAAGCUGGCCAUCGUUAUUUAGAUGUCAGAACUGCUGAAGAGUUUAGUAAUGGGCAUGCUACUGGGGCCAUAAACAUUCCGUACAUGUUUAGAAUUGGCUCAGGUAUGACAAAGAACCCCAACUUCUUGGAAGAAGUGUUAAAACGUUUCGGGAAGGAUGAUGAAAUUAUAGUUGGGUGCCAGUUGGGGAAGAGAUCAUUUAUGGCUGCGACUGAUCUUCUUGCUGCUAGAAAAUUAGCAAUACAAAGGGACGCUGCGUUUCCGAUAGACAGGUUGACAUUCCUCCUAGUAGGCUAUCAACUCAGCGAAGGUGUUGGUGUACUCCACUUGCUCCGGAGUUGCCUAUUUGGGAUUUAGUGGGGUGACUGACAUUGCUGGAGGAUAUGCUGCUUGGACAGAGAAUGGUCUUCCGACUGACUCUUGAUGUACAACAUAUAUUAAUAACACCAUCUUAAUUACUACUAUGUACAGUAGUCAACGUAACGAAGUCAAUUCCCUUAAGCACAUCAAAAUGCGGACAAGUUUGGUGGAAAUAUAAACAAGCAGCUUAAAUACUUGUACAGUAAUUUCUAGGCGAUAUCCUAUGUGGUGAAUCUGAUAAGCUUACUGAAUUACCCAAAAUAAAUAAAUAAAUAAAUUGCAAGCAAGAUGUGUAAAUGUUCUCCUCAUUCUGAUGAAAUAAAUAUUAUUGCCUGAAAGUGCUCUCAUCAGC